AGAUAGAAUCAUAACGUAGAAGUAGAUAGAUAGAGAGAGAAAGAGAGAGAGAGAGAGAGUCGAAGUGUAACAGCUCAACAAGCUCCAGAGGAUCUAGGGUUCCUCGAAUCUCUUUAUCCAACCUCUUCUUCUUCUUCCUCCCAAUUUCUACCCCUCUUUUUCUUUUUCACUCAUCGGUUCAAUUCCUUUUCAUUAUUUGAUUAACAAAAUUAGGGUUUUUUUUCUUAUUUGGGGAUUUUGCUACUUUUUUAUGAGUUUAACUAGGGUUGCUGCGAAUCUCAAUCGAUCCUUCUGAUUAAUGCCCGGAAUUACAAUUUUGAGAUAAGAAGCAGAUUUAAUUUACUCCCCUUUCCCUUUUAUUUAAAAUUUUUUUGUUACCGAUUAUUAUGCAAGGAUCGCAGAAAUCAAAAAGGGUUUCAUGGGCUUCUGAUGGAAAUCUUUGUCAGGUUAGACUAUUUCUAUCGGAAGAAUGUCCCUCACAAGUCGGGGCAAGUGCUCAAGAUCAACUUCAAGCGAAGAAAAUUUUGUCAGGCUUGCCUGUAAAUGGAUUAGUUGGGGACGACAAUCUUCCACCUGGGUUUGAAGGUUUCAAUCCUUCAAAUCAAGUGAAGAACAGGUUAGCCCAGAUUCCUGUUGUCAAAUGGCGGUCCCCUCCAAAAUUUAUAUUGGAUGUUGAGUGGCAAGUAGUCCGUGGGGAGGAAAGUAAAGAAGUGGAAAUCCAAAAUCGAAGAGAAUUGAGAGUGCUUGAAGCAUAUUAUCCACGCCAAUCUGCGAUUCCUCCAAACCCUGCUGUAGCCCCAGAUGUAGAAUGUACUAUUCAGGAUGACAAAACAUUACCUUCAGUCCCCAUUACUCCAAUUGAGGAAGAAGAUCUAUCAGGAGAUCCCUCACCUGAUAAUGCUGCUUCCAGUGCUGCUAUUAGUUCAAAUUUGUUGUCGCAAGGGUCAUAUUCUUCUUCUCAAGGUUUUCCCGCUAAUUCUAACAGUAGGACAUUUGGUGUUUCCCCUAAUUCUAGCAGUGGGAUAUCUGCGGCUGGAGUGGCUAGUUGUGGUCAAGAGGAUGCAUUAAAAGCUGCUCUUACUGCUGCAGCGAAGAGCAAUGAGCAGAUUGAUCACGACUUGCUUGUAAAAAUUCUCAGUGAUCCAACAAUUAUAGGACAAUUAGUUAGACAACAGGGUUCCAGCAUGAGCAUGGGGUCCCAGCCUGUGUUACCUAAACCAUUGGAGGGUAACAUUGCUAGGCCUCUAUCAUCUGGAGCACCUGUGUAUAAGAUGGAUCCACCACCUUCUCAGUAUAACAAUGCCGAAACAGGAUCAUCCUCAUCAGGAAUGAUGUCAAAUGGGCAUUUAUACCCGUAUCUAAAUGGCACAGGACCUAUGAGUAUGACCCAUCAGCAAUCUGUCUCACUGCUCUCUGGAGUUGUCCCUCAAGUGCUCUCUGCACAGCCUCCUUCUCAUCUGAAGGACCUCAACUACUACAAGAACUUGAUUCAGCAACAUGGAGGAGAAAGGCAUACAGACUCUCAACAUCCCUUUAUAACCCAUCCCAUCCAUCAUGGAGGUGUAGUAGAUCAAGAUGUUGUAGAUAAUUCAAAACCAAGGGAUGCAAAACAUAAGAUCAUGAAACCUUGUAUGUAUUUUAAUACUUCAAAGGGUUGUCGACAUGGAGCAAAUUGUGUUUAUCAGCAUGACAUGUCGGCUCAGCAACGAGUUACUAGUAUCUCUGAAAUGCAGAGUGCAAAGAGAAUGAAGAUGGAUAGGGAAAUUAGAGGAUCACAAUCAUACAUUUAGUUCAAACAUCAGUUCUUUUUUCGUUUCAGGUGCAAUGAUGAAGUCUCUGAUCAUAUCUUUGCAUCUCCAGAAAGUCUUGGUGCCAAAUCCUUGCUUGCAUGCUUCUCCUCCAAAUCUUGAUUCUUGGGCAUGUGCGAUGAAACCCGGUCUUUCUAUAGACCCCCAUGGUGGGGGAGAUUUUGUCUUACCUGCAGAUGGCUUCACCCUUGUGUGUAUAAUGCAGGAGGAGAGAGUUUUCAGCUUCAUUUGGCCCCUUGUAUGCCGCUUCGGCGUAUUUUAAUUUGUCUCCAGAGGGUUUAUAUCGUUUUCUGCUAAUUGAUUUCUUUACUCAUUUCAGCACACCAAUUUAAAUGUUGAAAUAAUAGUGCCUAGAUGAGUUCACAAUGACUUCAGGGAAUAUAGAUGCAGAUAAUUGUUUUGUAUAGAAUGUUUCUUUGAUAGGUUAUUCUAUCAACAAGUCAUAAUUUGGUGGGUUAAA
This is a messenger RNA of Beta vulgaris subsp. vulgaris (sugar beet), 2268 nucleotides long. Its product is annotated as zinc finger CCCH domain-containing protein 6. The transcript has 4 exons. Lineage: Eukaryota; Viridiplantae; Streptophyta; Magnoliopsida; Caryophyllales; Amaranthaceae. The record is from RefSeq and is a predicted model, not a curated record. The coding region runs from base 387 to 1790 and encodes 467 amino acids. Gene Ontology annotation, molecular function: metal ion binding.